Messenger RNA from Cucurbitaria berberidis CBS 394.84, 375 nucleotides. RefSeq lists its product as uncharacterized. The coding region runs from base 1 to 375 and encodes 124 amino acids. NCBI's taxonomy places the organism in Eukaryota, Fungi, Ascomycota, Dothideomycetes, Pleosporales, Cucurbitariaceae. The record is from RefSeq and is a predicted model, not a curated record. The transcript has a single exon.
AUGUAUACUCAAGCAACCAUACCUACACAGAUUCGAUUGUGUGUAGAGUGCAAGGUUUGGGUUUCGACGGACCUUGAAUGGAUCAAGCAUAACGAGCUACAUGCGCACAAUCCCAGCAUCGUUUACGGACCUGUGAUUGCAGAAGGGAUUCUAGCGGCACCUCGACGAUGUCCGUAUUGCACGAAACAGGGCAUGUAUUUGCAGAUAGAAAACCAUAGCAAAUAUGUCGAGCACAUAGAGGAACAUGUUCGCCAGCAGAUGGCAGAUAACAGCGAUUCUGAGCUUCAUUGUCCUCACUAUUCAUGUGCACAUAUGGGAUUUGACAAGAGGAGGCUUUUGAGUCAUCUUGACAAGGUUCAUGGUAUAUCGUUCUGA